CGGUACAUCGUAAAAUAAUCCGUAGAUAGAAAAUCAGAGCAAAAUAAAAAAUAAAAAUUCGGAUGGAUAUAAAUGCGAAGAAGAUAACAAUCCAUGCCGCUUGAAGAAGUUUGGAGAGGAGGAGAGUCGUGUGGGUGAUGGCGUCAUUAAGUGUUAAUGGUGCUUUAUUAAGCAUCGAAAACAAACGCUACACAUGUUAUUGUCCAAGGAGCGAGUGGUGGAGGAGCAGCAGCAGCAGCAGCAGCAGCUCCAGACGAUAUUCAGUUACGCCAAUAAUAAGGUGCUCAGCAGAUGCUGAUAGUACGGCUACUCAGAAAUUGGGUAUCAAAGUCGACAGGAAUCCUCCCGAGUCCAGGCUCACCCAACUGGGUGUCAGAAAUUGGCCCAAGUGGGGUUGCCCUCCAAGCAAGUUUCCAUGGACAUACAGUAACAAAGAGACUUGCUAUCUGCUACAAGGCAAAGUGACGGUUACCCCUGAUGGAUCCAAUGAGUCGGUUGAGAUUGGUGCUGGUGAUUUGGUGGAAUUUCCAAAGGGAAUGAGCUGCACUUGGGAUGUAUCAGUGGCUGUAGACAAGCACUAUAACUUCAGCUAGAUAGAUUUAUAGCCAUUGGCCCCCACUAUAAUUGUGAUAAUUAAAUCUAUGGAACAUAUAAGCAGGUGUGUAUAUAUACACACACACAUAUAAACAGGUAUAUAUAGAUGUUUACUAUGAACUAUGUAAACCUUGCUAGUCAAUAAAGUUCCUGAUGACGUA
Pyrus x bretschneideri (Chinese white pear) is the source of this 755-nucleotide messenger RNA. RefSeq lists its product as uncharacterized. The transcript is spliced from 2 exons. NCBI's taxonomy places the organism in Eukaryota, Viridiplantae, Streptophyta, Magnoliopsida, Rosales, Rosaceae. The coding region runs from base 138 to 593 and encodes 151 amino acids. The record is from RefSeq and is a predicted model, not a curated record.